AUGGCAACGGAAGAUGAACUUAUUCAAGUACGCCAAGAACUAGCACUUGUUCGUUUAUCAUACGAGCAACAACUACACCAAUCACAAACGCGGUGUCGGGAGUUUCAAGUAAUCAAUGAAAGCCAAAAGCAACGGUUAAAUGAGUACCAACAACUUGCCGAGCGAUGUGAACAAGAAAAACAAAAAGCUCUUAAUGACUGUAAAACUGCGAAUGAGGAGGCUGAUAAUAUCCGUUUUGAGAUAGCACGAAUGGAAAUGGCGUUACAAGAAGAAAAAGCAAGUAGACUUGCUCUAAUCACAAACAAAGAUCAAGAACUGAAUCAAACAAAAGAGGCAUAUGAGCAAGUGGCAGUUUUACGAUCACAAUAUCAACAACAAAUUUUUGAUCUUCAAAAUGAACUACAAUCAUCUCGUAGAGUUAUUUCUAAUAAAGUAACGAUUGCAGAUAUGGAAAAUGAGUCACUCAAAAAUCGAAUAUCUUCAAUGGAGAAAGAUUUGAUGCAUUGGCAAGCUUUGACAAGAAACACAACAGAGAGUAAGAAUAAAGAAAUCGAUAAUCUCAAUGGAACUGUUGAAAAACUAGCGAUGGAGCACGAUACGGCUCGACAGCAAGCGAAUCAAUUCCAGCUUGCUUACAAAGAACAGCUUGUUGUAAAUCAAAGAUUAAAUAUAGAAAAAGAAGAUAAGGAAAGAUUUCACAAGGAAGUAAUAGAUAAAGUCAUGGCUGAAGGGCAAUCUUUAAAGAGAUUGAAUGAAAUAUAUGAAAAACGCCAACAAGAAGAUAAAGAGGCAAUUAAUCGGGCACAAAGAGAGAUUGCUGAUCUGCAGUAUUCUUUAUCGGAUGCAAAUAAUAAACUCUCUCAGUCUGAGUCAGAAAUAGAAAAACUGAAUGAGGAUAUUCGGCGGUUAGAGGAUGAAAAUAAACAUUUGAGCCAAAUAUCAUCUGUGUCAUCAGUUUCUCCGGGAAGUGCCGUUAGCAUGGCAUUGCAAUCCAAGGGAAAAUCUAUAGUACAGAUGUAUUCGGAGUACUCUAAACUUCAAGAGCAAUUAUUACAGGAGAGAAGAAGGAAUCGUGAGCUAACUGAAGCACUAACAACUUUCAAUAAAGAACUCGAAAAUUAUCCAACCUUUUUAUUGAUGCUAUUAAAAUAUACUUAUCCAAAAUUUGCGCUUGAAAAGACCCCGCUUCUUCAUCAAAGAACGGUGGAGUAUAAUCAAAUGGUUGCGGAAAAUCAAGCCAUUUCAGAGCAAUUAAGAACGUGCCAUGAAGAGAUUCAACAACUUCAACAAUCGGUAACCAAUUUACAAUCUGAAAAUGUACAGAUAACAGACCGUAAUAAUCAACUGCAGAACGAAAAAGAAGAAUACAUAAAACAUAAUUCGAUAUUAAUACGUCAAGUGGAUGAAUUUCGAGGAGGCACUCCAAGUUCACCUAAGAUGGAUAUUGAUGAAGAUAAUAAACCAUACGACGUUGAUAGUCUUUAUAGACUAAGCUUCAACUUAAAAGCCGAGAAAAAGAGUUUAAUGAAAAAGAUCUCAACACUUGAAAAUCAAAUCAAAGUGUUACAAGAUCAGAUCACACUAAAAGACUCGGAAAAUCAAUCAGCAGUACAAGAAAUUUCUCGUCUUCAAAUGCGACAGCGACAAUUAUGUUCGCAAAUUGAGUCGCUUGAACGAGAGCGUGGAUUACAUCAAGAACUGACGUUACGAGGAAGUGUUAGCAGUAUCAGUAGUAUCCAAGAUGGAAACACUUCUAUAAGAUCGAUUCCGGCAACUCUUAGUACCCGUGGACGUGAUUACGAAGCAGAAAUAGCCGAUCUUAAGACUCGACUUGAAAUUUCACUGCAAGAAAUGAAAACUCUUGAUGAAAGUCUUCAAAAAGCGAAUCAAGAAUUGUCAACGCUUCAUCAUGAGCAACUUCAAUACAAGUAUGAUCGACAAAGUUGGGAAGAGCGGUACAAGGUUAUUCAAGGACAUUUAAGUAUAAAGGAAGAAGAGUGUCAAAAUACUAAAUCAGUUUUAAGGCAAAUCCAAAAAUUGAAUGAACAGAUGGAAAAGCAAAUGACUAAAGCUAUUGACGAAAACUCUCUUCUGAAUGUCGAAGUUACAAAUUUGAAGAAUGAUCUUAGUAGUCAACAAAUUAAGUGGGAGGAAUCACAAAAGCGAUUCAACAAAGAAAUGGAUGAUCUUAUAGCUUCAAAGGGUGAUGCUGAAAAUUUGGCACGAAAUGUCCAGAACCUUUCGGAAGAGAAAGAGCGCAUAGAAAGUGAAUUCAAAGUGACGCAAGAAAAAUUAUUAGCUGCUCAGGCAAAAUGUGACAAUUUGCAAGAACAACUCGUCUCUAUGAGUGAAAAAUAUUCCAAUGCCUUAAAAAAGUCAACUGAAGAGCAUAGUAAAUUCGUUGAAUCAAAUAAAGCAUUGCAAAAUAAGAUUACAGAACUUGAAGGGGAAAUUCGAAAUCGUGUGACGGAAACUGAAACACUUACGAAAGAAAUUCAGGAGCUGAAAAACCAGCUCUCCGUUUUCCAAGCAAGCGAUCAAGGCAUCGAAAUUGUCAAAAUAAAAACUGAAUUAGAAACUAAGGAAAAGGAACUCGUUAAUAUACGUGAUGAGUCUCGAACAUAUAAAGACUUAUACGAAAAAUAUCAAACUGAAUUAAAAAACUACGAACAAAGGCACAACGAAUUGAAAUCUACUACUGAUGAAGAACGGGAGGCAAAUCUAGCUUCGAUAAAAAAACUUCAAGAUGAGCUCUACCCGGUAAAGGAAGAACUCGAUCAAAAGAUUGACGAACUGCGUAGCAAAGACCAAGAGCUUACAAUAGCUCGUAAUGAAGUAAUAAAACUAGAACAGAUGAUAAAUGAAAUUCGUGAUAAUUCUAACAAUGAAAAGCAUCAGCUCCGUGAAGAAAUGACGAAACAGGAAAAAUUAUUAGAAGAAGCACAAAAUAAAUAUAAUCGUGAAGUGCUUGUUCACGCUGAGGAUGCCCAGUCUAUACUCGCUCUAAACUCAAGACAUGCACAAUUGAAAUCUGAAUUUGACCAACUUAAGAUACAAUUACAAAGGUCAGAAGAAAUUUGGAAUAGUGAAAAGGAUAAACUCGAAAAAGAAUUGGAAAAGACACUUGAACGAUGUAAAGAACUUGAAGAAAGUAAUAAAACCCUUCACGACUACUUUGAUACCGAUGCUGGAAAGACGAUUUCCCAAGAUCAAAUAAUUUCACUUUUGCGUAUGGAAAAAGAAAAGGCAGAAACUCAAAGAGAAGCAUUCGCACAACAAGCCGAAAGAUAUAGGGCUCAAUAUGAACAUACUCAAAAGUCAUUGGAUGAAGUGCGCGCAUUGCUUAUCCAGGAACGUGAGCAAGCAGAAAAGACAGGUCCUUUGGAGAAACUGCAAACAGAACUUUCAGAAAAAAAUAUUCAAUUAAAACUCCUUGAGGAAAGUAAUCAGACAUUGAGAGCUGCAAGUGAACGACUAGAAAAACAAGUUACCACGUCGGAAUCUUCGUUGAAAGAAGCAGAGGAAAAAGUGCAAGCACUAGAUGUACAAAUCAAAAGUCUACAACUCGACCGAGAUAGUUCCGCUCAAGAAACGAAGAUACUCAAAGAAGACAAUGAACGAUGGAAAAACCGAUUCCACACCGUUUUGCAGAAAUAUGGAAUCAGUGAUCCUACCGAAUUGCAACAUUUGAAAGAUAAUUUGAAGUCCACCACGGAAGAUCGUGAUAAACUUAAAGCUGAAAAUGGUAAAUUGCGGAACGAUUUUACUUUAGCAAGGAAACAGGCAGUAAAAAUCAAAAAUAAGCUUGAUCAAACGGAGAAAGAAAAAUCUGCUAUAACACAAGAUAAGGCAAACUUGGAAAAAGAUAAAGCGACACUUACUCAAGAGCUUACAAAAGAAAAAACUAACCACGAUAAUCUGCGGAAAAGAGUGAGUAACAUGCAAAGUCGCUUUAAAAAUUUAGCUCAAGCCGAACAAACGAAGAAAGAACUAGAGGAAUUGAAGCAAAAACAUCAAGAUGUUUCUAAAGAAUUAGAGGAAUUGAAGCAAAAACAUCAAGAUGCUUCUAAAGAAUUAGAGGAGUUGAAACAACAGUCUACAAAACAAAUCGAAGGGUUAAAGAAAGAGUUACAAGAUGAGAAAGAGAAAACUUCAGAUUAUCUUCGGUACAAGGCACAAGAAUCGAUGUUCUCUAGUAAAAUUAAAAAGUUGGAGGCAGAAAAGGCAGAGUUAAAAAAUCAGAUAAACCAGUUUCAACAACAACAAACAACAUCCCAACAAAAUAUUCCAAAAUCAGACACUGUACCGAAUACAACGGAAAUAACGUCAUCUACGCCUCCUUCCGCUCUGCCUCCCCCAACUUUGCCUCCUCCCACUUUAACGCUUCCCGCCUUACCACCUUCCACUGUACCACCUUCCACUUUGCCUCAAGUAAACAUAACGAAACCCCCUACUGCUUCACAACCAACAUCAACAGCCUUAACGAUUAUUCCGCCUUCAAUAGACGUUUCUGCAAAUGCUAUUGAGACCAAGGAGCUUCCUCAGUCAUCUAAUAACGCAGACGCUAAUGAUGGAACGAUAGGUGCCGCUACGUCACCAACUUUAAAACAAGUUGCUGUAAUUAUUCCUUCUGUACCUGCUGUUACACUGAAUGUGCCAAAAGAGAAGCCACCAGUAAAAUUACAAAGAAAUCGCGUUCCACUAACUGUAUCGCAAUCACCGAAGAUAACUCCAGUUCAAGUUGUUGUAUCGACACCACCACCAAUAGAGGAACAGCAACCAGUUGCACGUACAUUAGCUACUUCUGAAUCUCAUUCCAGUGAAACGAGUGCUGUCGAAUCAUCCGAACCAGUAAUUGUAAUACAGCCAGCUUCUACAGAGGUUACUAAUAGUUCUCAUGAAAUAAUUGGACGUAAGCGUUCUAGAGACGAUUCUGAAGAUACAUCAACCGGAAAUGAAGUAACUGAAAUGCAAGAUGUCCAGACAUCUGAUAAUUCUAAUACUAAUGUUGAGGUUGUACCACAAUCCCCUGUUAAUAAAAACAUUGAAGAAGUGACGGAUAUAUCGGAAUCAGUAGAAAAUAAUAACCAAGUUGAUACUAAUGAAUCAGUAGAACAACAACCAUCUCCUAAAAGAGUUAAAGUGGAAGAUAGUAGUUCAGAUGCUUGA
Messenger RNA from Dentiscutata erythropus, 5169 nucleotides. The record is from the annotation of a GenBank genome assembly. Lineage: Eukaryota; Fungi; Glomeromycota; Glomeromycetes; Diversisporales; Gigasporaceae.